Lotus japonicus is the source of this 4136-nucleotide messenger RNA. Its product is annotated as protein CROWDED NUCLEI 1. Gene Ontology annotation, cellular component: nucleus. NCBI's taxonomy places the organism in Eukaryota, Viridiplantae, Streptophyta, Magnoliopsida, Fabales, Fabaceae. The record is from RefSeq and is a predicted model, not a curated record. The transcript has 8 exons. Bases 280 to 3792 code for a protein of 1170 amino acids. Gene Ontology annotation, biological process: nucleus organization.
CGCAGAGAUAAAGAAGAAGAGAGAGAAACAAAGAGAGAGCCGUUUGAGGAUUUUUGAGACGUUACCGGAUUUCAAAUCCAGAAUUCGCCGGAAUUUGGGAACCACGGUUGCGUCCGGAAGAGGAAGCUAGGGUUUCAUCUUGAUUUUCGUGUCUCGAUUUCGGUUUCGAAUUUUCGCGAUGGGGGUAUGAGGUUGUGAUUGUGGUUGAGGUUGAAUUGGGGAUUUGAAGCUUCGUCGUGUUUUGUCGUCGUUGAGCGGAGGUAGGUUUCGGUGGUGGUGAUGUUUACGCCGCAGAGGGUGUGGCAGGGUUGGUCCCUCACGCCCAGCAAGAGCGGGGCUCGUGCGGGAACUGGGUCCGGUUCGGGCCGCGAUUUGGGUCCGGAAUCGGGCGAUGGGGCUGGUUCGAAGGGGAAAGGUGUCGCGUUUGUGGAGAAUGGAGGAAACCUGGAUCGGGAGGUUUUGGUUGAGAGAAUUUCCAUGCUUGAGAAGGAGCUCUAUGACUACCAAUACAAUAUGGGGCUUCUCUUAAUUGAGAAAAAAGAGUGGAAUUCUAUGUAUUCUGAGCUAAGUCAAAAUUUAGUAGAAGUGAAGGAUGCUCUAGAACGAGAAAAAGCUGCUCAUUUAAUUGCUCUAUCUGAGGCAGAGAAGCGAGAAGAGAAUCUGAAGAAGGCCUUGGGUGUCGAGAAAGAGUGUGUGCUUGAUCUUGAGAAGGCUCUGCGAGAAAUGAGGUCAGAGCAUGCAAAAAUUAAAUUUACAGCAGAGUCAAAAUUGGUUGAAGCAAAUGCUUUAACAGCUAGCAUUGAAGAAAAAUCUUUAGAAGUAGAAGCAAAGUUACGCUCUGCUGAUGCCAGACUUGCAGAAAUCAGCAGAAAAAGUUCGGAGAUUGAAAGGAAAUCACAAGACCUGGAGGCUCAGGAAUCUGCACUUCGAAGGGAACGUUUAUCCUUCAUUUCAGAGCAGGAAGCACAUGAGAGUACUUUGUCUAAGCAGAGAGAGGACCUGCGAGAAUGGGAGAAGAAACUACAGGAGGGAGAAGAGAGGCUAGCCAAGAGUCAAAAAAUUCUCAAUGAAAGAGAGCAGAGGGCUAAUGAGAAUGAUAGAAUAUGCAGGCAGAAAGAGAAGGACCUUGAAGAGGCACAGAAGAACAUUGAUGCAACAAAUGAAACAUUGAGAAGCAAAGAAGAUGAUGUGAACAGCAGGCUUGCAAAUAUUACCCUAAAAGAAAAGGAAUAUGAUUCUUUGAGGAUGAACCUGGAUCUGAAAGAGAAGGAGUUAUCUGAUUGGGAUGAAAAGCUCAAUGCGAGAGAAAAAGUUGAGAUUCAGAAGCUUGUUGAUGAGCAUAAUGCUACUCUUGAUGUGAAGAAGCAGGAGUUUGGGGUGGAAUUGGAGGAAAAAAGAAAAUCAUUUGAAGAUGGGUUGAAAAAUAGAUUGGUGGAAGUGGAAAAGAAAGAAGAUGAAAUUAGUCACUUGGAGGAGAAGGUUGCAAAACGAGAGCAGGCCUUGGAAAAGAAAGCAGAGAAGCUUAAGGAGAAAGAGAAAGAGUAUGAACUAAAAGUCAAAGCUAUGAAGGAAACAGAGAAGUCUAUUAAGUCUGAGGAAAAAAGCUUGGCGAAGGAGAAAGAUAAAAUAGAAAGUGAGAGAGAGGAAUUGCUCAGUCUUAAGGCUGAAGUGGAGAAAAUAAAGGCUAACAAUGAAGAAGAACUGUUGAGGAUAAAUGAAGAGACUAAUAAUCUUAAAGUCACUGAGGAGGAGAGGUCUGAAUAUCUGCGCUUGCAGUCACAAUUGAAGCAUGAAAUUGAUCAGUACAGGCUCCAGAAAGAAUUGCUUCUGAAGGAAGCUGAUGACUUGAGACAGCAAAAAGAGACUUUUGAAAGAGAGUGGGAUGAGCUGGAUCUGAAAAGAGCAGAUGUUGAGAAAGAGCUAAAAAAUGUGAUUCAACAGAAGGAAGAAAUAUUUAAGCUACAACAAUUUGAAGAAGAAAAGUUAAAGAAUGAGAAGCUGGCCACAGAGGAUUAUGUACAGAGGGAGUUGGAAACUCUUAAGUUGGCUAAAGAGUCAUUUGCUGUGGAAAUUGAGUUGCAGAAGUCAAGCCUUGCCGAAAAAGCUCAAAAUGAGAAGAACCAAAUGCUUCUGGAUUUUGAGCUGCGAAAAAAUGAACUUGAAGCUGAUAUGCAAAAUCAGUUGGAGCAGAAGGAAAAGGACUUGCACGAGAGGAGGAAUCUAUUUGAAGAGAAAAGAGAGAGUGAAUUAGACAAUAUCAAUUUCUUGAGAGAUGUAGCUAAUAGAGAAAUGGAGGAAAUGAAACUUCAAAGGAGUAAAUUAGAGAAGGAGAAACAAGAAACUGAUGAGAAUAAAAAACACCUUGAAAGGCAAAGGACAGAAAUGCAAGAGGACAUUGAUUUACUUGUUGACCUUAAUAAGAAGCUGAAAAAUCAGCGGGAGCAAUUUAUCAUUGAGAGAAGCCGCUUUAUUGAGUUCGUUGAUAAAUUAAGGAGUUGCCAGAACUGUGGAGAAAUGAUUUCUGAAUUUGUGCUGUCAAAUUUACAAUCCUCUGCUGACAUUGAGAAUUUAGAGGUACCUUCUCUUCCGAAAUUGGCAGGUGAUGUAAUACAGGGUGGUUCUGAAGUAAAUCUGGCUUCUUCAAGGCAAAUGACUGGAGUUCCUCCGGCAACUGAUCCAAAGUCCCCGGUUUCUGGUGGCACUAUUUCCUGGCUACGGAAAUGCACCUCUAAGAUUCUCAAGAUCUCCCCUAUCAGAAAAAUUGAAUCUGAAGAUGUUAGUGGUUCAAGGGAUGAGGCUACUUUGUUUUCCGAGAAAGCUGACAUUGAAGAUCCAGCAGGAGGAAUUCCUGGCAAUGAAAAUGAAGUGGAGUUGUCGUUUGCUAUUGUAAAUGAUUAUUUUGAUGCUCGAAUGCUCCAAUCUGGCAAUGAUAUUGCAGAGGUUGAAGCCAACCAUGAUCCAUCAAUUGACAACCAGAGCAACAUUGAUGUCAGUAAGGCACCAGAAGAUGUGCAGCCUUCUGAUUCAAAAGUUGAGAAGCAGAAACCUCGCAGGGGAGGGGGAAGGGGCAGAGUAAAGCGUACGCAAACAGUGAAAGCUGUUCUCGAAGAGGCCAAGGCUAUACUUGGGGAGUCAAAUGCUGCUGAAGUAGUUCCUGGGGAAUCAAAUGCUGAGGAUUCUGCCAAUGUGAUUUCUGAAAGUCAGAAACCAUCCAAUACAAGAAGACCGGCAAAUGUACGGAAGCGGAACCGGGUUCAAACAUCUCAAGUGACUGCUAGUGGCCACGAUGGUGAUGCUAGUGAAGGACAUUCUGAUAGUUUGGUACUAGGGCAACGCAAAAGAAGGCGACAGAAGGCUGCUGCUCCUCCUGUACAAAUCUCUCGUGAAACAAGAUAUAAUUUGAGGCGACCGAAAAGUGGAGCAACUUCAUCGGCUAGAGCCAUGUCUGGUGGCGGCAAGGAAAGUGAGGGAGAGGUAGAUCGUGUAAAAGAUACAGAAGGGAAUGUCUACUCAAAGACUUCUCAUUCGCACUCAGUUGGCGUUACUAAUGAGAAUGGUGGAAGCAUAGAUCUUGAGGAGUCUCAUAAAGUGGUGGGUACCCAGGAUGGUUAUGGUGAUACCGCAAGGACCUUGAGUGAGGAGGUGAAUGGAACAGCAGAUGAUAUAGUAGAGCAUGGUUCUGAGUACCGGAGUGAAUCUCAUGGUGGUGUUGAUGAAGAGGAUGAUGAAGAUUACCCUCGUCCCGGUGAAACUUCUAUAGGGAAGAAGCUUUGGACCUUUUUUACAACAUAACAAACAGCACUUCACCAGCUUCUUGAUUUGUCUCUUGACCUCAUCAACUUUAGGGAUGUUGUCAGAAGUUUAUCUUGUAUUAAUUACUGGACUUAGAUUUCUGAGUUAUAACCACGAGGGGUUACUUAGGAGGGGGUGAUUGAAUUUCAUUAGGUUUUUUGCUCCUUUACGUUUCUAUGGAUAUUUGGAACCCUUUGGUAUUUGUUGAUAGUUUUAGGCAUUUGAGAUGUAGUUUAGCCUCUAGUUCAGAGAUUGGAAUUUUAGCUACCUCUCCCCUUGGAAAUUGAUUGUAUUGAAAUGAUUGUAUUCCUUCUCCGAAAUUGUAAUUUGUUUGAAUUUGAUCA